Messenger RNA from Colletotrichum higginsianum IMI 349063, 2472 nucleotides. Its product is annotated as UDP-glucose,sterol transferase. Gene Ontology annotation, biological process: carbohydrate metabolic process. Gene Ontology annotation, molecular function: UDP-glycosyltransferase activity; hexosyltransferase activity. NCBI's taxonomy places the organism in Eukaryota, Fungi, Ascomycota, Sordariomycetes, Glomerellales, Glomerellaceae. Bases 1 to 2472 code for a protein of 823 amino acids. The record is from RefSeq and is a predicted model, not a curated record. The transcript has 6 exons.
AUGGAAGACGAAAAGAGAGACACGCCGAGUCCUUACCGGACAUCCAAGGCCUCUGCUUUUGGGCUCGAAGAUCUGCAUCUCGAAGAUCAAGCCUCCAGCUCAGCACAACCCGAAGAACCAGAGCCACCCGAGUACACACCACAAUACACGCCCCAGCGUCAAUGGCCUAUGCCCCUCAACAUUGUUGUCCAGGUCGUAGGCUCCCGCGGCGACGUCCAGCCCUUCCUCGCCCUCGCCGCUGCCCUCCAGAAGUCGGGCCACCGCGUGAGGAUAGCGACACACCCCCAGUUCUCCUCCUUCGUCCUCGAUUCCAACAAGUCCUCCGCCUCGGACAAUAAGCUCGAGUUCUUCCCCGUCGGGGGGGACCCGGCCGACCUCAUGGCCUACAUGGUCGAGUCCCCCUCCUUGAUCCCCAAGAUGUCCCAGAUCCGCGCGGGCAUCAUCCAGCGCAAGCGCGAUAUGUAUGUCGAGAUGCUUGACGGCUUCUGGCGCUCCUGCGUGCGCCCGGACCCGGUGUCCAACGUCCCCUUCGUUGCGGAUGCCAUCAUCGCGAACCCGCCGAGCUUUGCGCAUGUUCAUUGUGCGCAGGCGCUCGGGAUACCCGUCCACCUGAUGUUCACGAUGCCGUGGACCAGCACCAAGGCGUUUCCGCAUCCGCUGGCGAACAUCAAAUACUCCAAGGAGGAUAAGAAGAGCACGAACCACGCCUCGUAUGCGGCGGUUGAGUUCUUGACGUGGCAAGGCUUGGGAGAUCUUGUUAACGCGUGGAGGGUCGAAUCUUUGGGUCUGGAGCCAGUACCGUCGACCGAGGGUCACCGUAUCCUCGAGAGCCUCCAGGUCCCGUUUACAUACUGCUGGUCACCGUCCCUCGUACCUAAGCCCAGCGACUGGGGUCCGCAUAUCGACAUUAGCGGUUUCUUUUUCCGCGAUCCGGCACCGUACACACCACCUCCCGACUUGAAAGCCUUUCUGGAAGCUGGUCCACCGCCCAUAUACAUCGGUUUCGGCAGUAUUGUUGUCGGCGGAAUUGAGGGGUUGAUGACAAUGGUCCUCAGCGCCAUCAAGGCAACGGGCGUCAGAGCGAUCAUCUCGAGAGGAUGGAGCAACCUGACAGGCGAGGAAUCGGCCAACGUGUUUUACGUGGGAGACUGUCCGCACGAGUGGCUAUUCCAGCAAGUUGCCGCCGUGAUCCACCACGGCGGUGCCGGUACGACGGCCUGCGGGCUGCGAUACGGAAGGCCCACGACAAUCGUCCCGUUUUUCGGAGACCAGCCAUUCUGGGGCGCCGUUGUCGCAGAAGCAGGCGCCGGACCAGACCCAAUACCGUACCGCUCCUUGACCUCGCAGAAGCUCAUACACGCCAUUCAGCUGUGUCUCUCGCCCGAGGCCGUCGCAGCAGCCCGGCAGCUGGCAGAUUCCAUGCGGACGGAAAACGGCGUCCAGGCGGCCGUCGACGCCUUCCACGCCAACUUGCCCAAGAACAAGAUGGCCUGCGACUUCUUCUCCGACCAGCCGGCGGCUUUGGUCUACGGGAGGGGGAAGAAGCAGGUCAAGAUGUGCAGGCCUGUUGCGUCCAUCCUGGUGAAGAACGAGAGGCUAGAACGGAAACAGCUGAAGUCAUACCGGUCGAAGCCAACAAACAUAGAGAACCAGAGAUGGGAUCCCUUGACGGCGAUAUCCGCGGCAUCCCUCUCGACAAUCGUCAAAAUGGCCAGCGCGACGGCCGACAUCGUCGUCAAGCCCUUUGAGCAGUACAAACGCACCGGCGAAUCCGCGGAAGACCUCGAGGAGCAGCUCGCAAAGACGCGGAGGCACAGCCAAGCCCCUGCCUUUGCCAUGCUUCCCCUCCCCGGCGUCGGGGCCCCGGACAACGCCGAACAACACGCGAUGGGCACCCGUCCGCCGCCGUCCAGGGGAAGUGAGGAGUCUUCGGGAAGACCUGGAGCCAUGGCCGCGGCGGCGGCCAGCGGCGUCGGGAAGCUCGCUGGCAACGCGACCAAGGGCCUGUUCGUGGACAUACCCCUCGCUAUGACCGAGGGCCUGCGGGCGGUGCCGAACCUUUACGGCGAUCAGGUGCGGAAGCACGACGCCGUCGAGGACUUCCGCAGCGGCGUUUCGGUGGCGGGCAAGACAUUCUGCCACGACAUGAAGGGCGGCUUCACGGAUAUUUUUGUCCACACGUACACCGGCAAGAAGGAGCAGGGAGCAAUUGGUGCGGCCAAGGGCCUGGGGAAGGGAGUGGUGAGCCUGGUGACCAAGAGCACGGCGGCCACCUUUGGGCUCGUGAGCUAUCCGGCGCAGGGCAUCUACCGCAGCAUCUGGGCCGCCUCGAACGCGGACAUGCGGAGGAGUAUCGAGGAUGAGAAGCUCCUCGAGGGCGACUGGCUAGUGUCGAUGAGCCCGAGCUGGAAGAUGGAUCAUGCGGCCAUUGUCGAGGACUUUGAGGGGAUGCGGGGGACAAGGGGGCGAUGA